Messenger RNA from Conger conger (European conger), 2499 nucleotides. Its product is annotated as taste receptor type 1 member 1-like. Gene Ontology annotation, molecular function: G protein-coupled receptor activity. Gene Ontology annotation, biological process: G protein-coupled receptor signaling pathway. Gene Ontology annotation, cellular component: membrane. Bases 1 to 2499 code for a protein of 832 amino acids. The transcript is spliced from 7 exons. NCBI's taxonomy places the organism in Eukaryota, Metazoa, Chordata, Actinopteri, Anguilliformes, Congridae. The record is from RefSeq and is a predicted model, not a curated record.
AUGAGCCAGAACACGCACUCACUUGCGAAGGAUUCCUGCGUAUCUUCGGAGUUCAGUUUGAGUGGUGAUUAUAUUUUGGGCGGACUUUUUCCAGUGCACAGCGCAAUAAAUAAUGGCACGUUUGACUUUCCUGUGGCCCUGGAAUGUGACAGAUUGCCAUUCUCAGCACCGGGUUAUCAGAAGUUACAAGUGAUGAGGUUUGCUGUAGAGGAAAUUAACAACUCAAGCUCCAUCUUACCUGGUGUGUCUCUUGGCUAUCAGAUCUUUGACCAUUGCUCAGAAGUGAGGAAUUUCCCGUCAGUCUUUGAUUUCCUCUCCAGAAAUGGGUCUGUUGAAAUUCAUGUGAACUUGAAAGAUUAUGAGCCUAAAGUUGUGUCUGUGCUUGGCCCCUAUGGAAGCAGUGAAACUAUUACCAUUGCGCCAUUUUUCAUGAUGGACCUUCUUCCGAUGGUCAAUUAUGGAUCGUCAAGCUCCAGUCUAAGUAAUAAAAAGUCAUUUCCAUCGUUUCUACGAACGGUGACCAGUAACAGAGGUCAAGUACAGCUGAUAAUUCGCAUUUUACAGAGGUACAAAUGGAACUGGGUUGCAUUCAUAGGCUGCGACAAUGACUAUAGUCAAGAUGCACUUCAACUCUUCGUUGAUGGUAUUAGGGAGACCAAAAUCUACUUGGCUUACCAGGAGGACCUCACUGGAAAUUCUAAACACAACGUCAUACUUCAGAAAAUAAAGAUGCUUCGUAUAAAUGUUAUAAUCAUCUACACUCAGGAUAAAUGUGCAGUUUCAUUAAUUAAAUCAGCCAUAGAGAACAAUAUACAUGACAAGGUGUGGAUUGCAAGUGAUGCCUGGUCUUUGAGUAAAAAAAUCCUCUCUCAAAAAGGACUCCACACCAUCGGUACUAUUAUUGGAAUAGCAGAAAGGCUUGUGAAUUUACCGGGGUUUUCAGAAUUUGUCCAAAAAUCUCAACGUCAAAGUAAAUGCCUUGAAUGCAGAAACAGAAAACAGGACUUUAGGGCAGCCUGCAAUCAAGCUUGUUAUGACUGUUCUUACAUAAAUGCAAGCAAAAUAAUUCAUGAAAGUCCAACUUUUAACUUUGCCAUUUACUCUGCGGUUUAUGUUGUCGCAAAAGCCUUACACACCAUAUUACAGUGUGAUACAAAUGGAUGCAACGAGACUGAAAGAGUCUUCCCUUUUAAGCUCCUCAAAGAAAUAAAGAAGUCAGACUUCAAACUUCUGGACCAACACAUAAAGUUUGAUGAAAAUGGAGACCCUCCUUCAAGAUACGACAUAGUGUUCUGGGCCCUGGGCACUUCUUGCCCUGUUCAGGAUGUAGCAUCCGAUGACACAGAGCUGGACCUGGGGUCCUGCCACUUUCAGACUGUGGGAUCGUAUGACACGCAGCCGGACAUACGUUUCAUUAUUAACGAAACUCUCAUUCAGUGGUACACCAAUGGAACAAUUCCUGUGUCACAGUGCUCUGAAGACUGUAAAAUGGGCUCUGUUAGGAGACCAUAUAGAAAGUAUGAAGGGUGCUUUGAGUGUGAUGUCUGUCCAAAUGACACCUAUAUUAAUCAUUCAGCUGAUCCCUACAGUUGCAUCCCGUGUAAGAAGAACGAAUGGUCUGACCCAGGGAGCACUUCCUGUAAAGAGCGUGUUGUGGUGUAUAUUCGCAUCACAGAGCCCUUGUCAAUCCUGCUCUUGCUCUCGGUCAGCUUCAUGCUCUUUCUUACAGCAGCCAUCACCAUCCUCUUCGCUCGUAACUACAACACCCCGGUUGUGAGGUCUGCCGGGGGGAAAAUGUGCUUCCUCAUGCUGGGCUGUUUGUGUGGUUCGGGUCUCAGUGUGUUCUUCAGCUUUGGCGUCCCGAAUCAAAUCAAAUGUGUGUUCAGAAGUUCAUUUUUCCCGAUAUUUUAUACUGUGUGUCUGUCUUGUCUCACUGUACGAUCCUUCCAGAUUGUCUGCGUCUUCAAAAUGGCUGCCAAGUUACCCAGAGCAUAUGACUGCUGGGUCAAGUACAAUGGACAGUGGCUAUUCAUAGCAGUGGCCUCGACUGUUCAGUUAAUCCUUUGUGGACUCAGUUUUCCUAGACCCUUGAAUGACACAGUGAGCUUCAAAGACCAAAUCAUUCUGAUCUGCAACACAAGAGAUGUGAUCUUAUCAGGCAUCAUUGUGUUAUAUGCAGGAUUUCUUGGUGCUUUGUGCUUCAUCUUCUCAUACAUGGGAACAGACCUCCCCAAAAACUACAACGAGGCCAAAUCUAUUACAUUUAGUGUGCUGCUGUUUUUUAUUUCUUGGAUUUCCUAUUUGACUUUAUACUCAAUUCACGCAAACAGACACCUGUCCAAAAUGGAAGCAUUGUCAAUGCUGACCAGUUCAUAUGGCAUUCUCUUGAGUUAUUUUGUCCCAAAAUCAUACAUAAUUCUUUUCAAGCCUGUGAAAAACACGCAAGCACACUUUCAAUCUUGUAUUCAGGACUAUACCCAAAAGAUCAGCAGGAUGUAG